GCGGAGCGGCGGGGAUGGCGAUGAUGGCGGCCGGGACGGGCAAGUCCCGCCGGCGGCGCGCAGGAAAUAAGCAUUCAGCUGCUCAGAAAAAUGAAGAUGCUGCUCAAAGGAAAGCAGCUCUAGAGGCUGCACUGAGAAAGAAGAUUGAAUGUGAGAAAAAAGCAUUGUCUAUUGUUGAACAGCUCCUGGAAGAGGACAUUACCGAAGAGUUCCUUCUAAAUUGUGGAAAAUGUAUCACUCCAUCUCACUAUAAAGACGUUGUUGAUGAACGGUCUAUCAUCAAACUGUGUGGUUAUCCUCUAUGUCAGAAAAAAUUGGAAAAUGUGCCAAAGCAGAAGUACAGAAUUUCAACAAAAACAAACAGAGUUUAUGAUAUCACUGAAAGAAAGUGCUUUUGUAGCAACUUUUGCUAUAGAGCAUCUAAGUAUUUUGAAGCUCAAAUUUCCAGAAGUCCAGUAUGGAUGAGAGAAGAAGAAGAGCCACCAGACAUAGAGCUGCUGAAGGAGGGACAGAGCGGACAGUCUGGAGAAGAGGUGAAACUACGUGAUGAAGUAAUUAAAGCAUCUGACAUUGAAAAUCCUAGGAUAUCUUCAGAGCCAUGUGAAACUGGUUCUCAUGACACAGCCAGUGACAGCAGUACUGAUACUGAGCAAGGAUUUAUUUCUUCUGUCCUACCAGGAAGUCAGUCAAGUUCAGCCAAUUUUGCACAGCAAUUGCACAGAAAAAGCAUCCUCAAAAAGAAACAUACUCAGAAAGUCCAUGCCAGCCCUAAAACUGAAGAUGCACAUGUGGAAGAAGCCACUGAAAAACUCUCUCAUUGUAAAUUAAAGACUCAGGAAGAAAGACCUGCUUGCUCUGCUCAUAAUGAAGUAACUGCAGUACCUUCAAACAAUACUGCUCCUGGGAAAUCAAAUGCUUCAGAAAUCUUUGAAAAUACAGGUGGAUCUCAGAUAGUUUUUCUAGGUGUGAGCAAAAGAGGAGCAGAACAUCUUAGAAGAACACUAGCUAACUCAACAGAACAUAAAAACCCUGAACUGAGGCAUCCAGUUAAUUCCAAAGGCAGUUUACUAGAAGUGCUUAGGCAAACACUUAUGGAAUGGAGAACUGAGGAAACUUUAAAAUUUCUCUAUGGCCCAAACUAUACUUCUUUGUGCUCAUCAGAGUGCGUAGCAUCUGUCAACCAGGAGACUGAAGAACUUGAUGAGGAUGACUUAGACACAGCUGAUGAUCUCGACACUGUUGCUGUAGGGGAGUCUGAAAACAGUCUGAACUACUCUUUACCUUUCACAGGCUCAGGUGGAAUAGUUAAGCCUGUGCCUAGUUAUGAAGAGUUAAAAGAAGAGACAGAGUUCCUAGAACUCCGAGUAAAGGAGUUCUAUAAAGGAACGUGCAUCUUGGCUGAAGAGGCAGCGACACCAGCACAAGCAGAGGAGCAUCCAAGCAAUGACAAAGAUGAUCAACAGGAAGAUCUCACCUUCCCCCUUGUUGAUUCAAAUGCACAAAUGCAGAUUAGGAAGCGAAUCGUCCUUGAAAAGCUGAGAAAAGCAUUAUCUGCAGUUUCAGGCCCUCUUCAGAUUGCUUCAGGUGAUGUUUACACAGAGCUAAAAAAUCUUGUCAAAACUUUCCGGUUAACCAAUAGAAAUAUUAUUCACAAAAUGCCUGAAUGGACUCUUAUUGCUAUUGUUUUGUUAUCUGUAUUGUCACAAACAAAUCCACUUUUCAAGAAUACUCAGACAAGCCCAAUGUACACACAAUUCCUGACCACAUUACUGGAAGAACUGCAUUUCAAAAAUGAAGAUCUGGAAAGUUUGACAAGAAUAUUUAGAAUGGACUGACAACUUAAAUGGUCAGUCAGCUUCAAGCUACUUGUGUGUCUUAAAACCAAGCUGGUUAACCACGGGUUUAAUUUUCAGCAUUUUGUAAGUAUGUACAGUAACUACAGAUUGUAUCAGCUGGAGCAGAAAAUGUGUGAAGCACUUUUUAAAGUAAAGAAAUAUGAAUAGUAUGGAAAUGAGUGUCAUCAUUUUGUCACUUACAGUAAAUGCCAGCUGCUUACUUAUCACACUAAUCUUUUGACAAUGUAUGGUUGGUUUACUGCAAUUUUGAGAGGAAUUUUUACUACCACAAUUUAUUAAAAAAAUAAAAUUCUGUGUGGCUACAAUGGCUAAGACUCAGUAGGGAUUUUUUAAUUAUUACAAUGAAAUUGUUAUGUUCAGGUUUUGUGAUAUAAAAUUGAGUUAAGAGCCGCGUAUUCUUUGCAAAAUGUUGAGAUUACAUUUUUCAUUCCAGGUCAGCCAAAAAAUUUAAGAGCAAAUACCUUACUAUAUUGAUCAUACUCAACUGAUUCAAUGAAUAUAGCAUUAUAGUAUCAUUACUGAUGUCACUCCUUUGUUCCCCACAGAAUAACAUGAUCAUCUUGGCAUAAUGUCCUACCUGAAAUUGUUGCACAGGGAACAAAAGAAUGUCUACAGGUGUUUGAGCUUUUUUAAAUGAAAAAUGAAAUUUAGUAUGAAUUGUAGUAUUUGCAUUUCUGCUUUUUCAUUUCCUUCCUAUGGGUAAGAAUUUUGAUGUCUUGUGAAGAAGCUGACUAACCGCAGUUGUUCAUGGUAUGAAGAGAAGUUAAAAUAUGGAUCAUCUGAAAAGUGUUUAAAAGCAGUAGAAAUUAAUUUGGAUUGGUUUGGUUUUUCUUGGUUUGGAAACUCAGUCAAAGCUUGUCUGCAGGGAUCAGGGAAAGAAGGGGAAAAACACAUGUGAGCCUCCAAUGGUAAGAGCAGUGCUGCUGACAUUUUUCCAGUUGCCCUCAUGCAUGGAGCAGGAACCUUUAAGAAUGAUGACAGUACACAAAUACGUGUGAUUCAUAGCCUGUUUGUCUUGCUACUUCUAAGAAAAGGGGUGGUCUUUGAACUUGCGUGAAAGUUAUUUUUAAGCAGACUCUAGUUGUUACUAAUUGGGACUUUUUAAAUAUAUUUAAUAACUAAUUUUUUUUUUGCUUUCAGUAGUCAUUUCAUUUCAAAGAGUUGUGUUAUUUAGGCUGAGUGUAUUUGGCAUUCCUUCUGUCACUAACUGAUUAUAAAUUGCACUUUAAAACUAAUCCACUAGUCAUUCUUAAUGAUUCCAUAAUAUGUUUUAUUGCCUAGUUCUCAGUCCAUAGGACACUGUAUUUUGAGAGAGUUGAGAAGGAAAGUUGUAACUGACAGUACUUAGUCUGUAGCAAAUGCCAGCACUAGUUAAGGCUGAGGCAAGCCUUACCAGGGCUGCUACACAUCCACUCCAUUUUUAAAAAAAACAAAGUUUAUUCCUUUGGUUUGCUUCUGUCGUUGGACACCAGAAAGGAACUCUACACUAAACUGGUUCACUGCUGUGUAGUUCAUUCAUGAUAAUCAGAGUAAAUAUAUGAAUUACCCUGACAGACAGAAGCUCAUGCAGCUUUGCUGUGGAAGCUUCAUCGUGCAGUAGACUUUACGAGGUGCUUGACUUUUCCAAACUUACACUGUAAUGGGAAGUUACGUUCAGUGUAAGUUGUAAAAGCAACAAUUUAGAAUUAGGAUAACCUUUAAUCAGAGUCACAGCUAUGCAUUUUUCUAAGUAUGCAGUAGGGGAAAAAAUACCCAUUAUGAUCAGAGUGUAUCUCAUGCAAAAUUUGUAAGAAUUACUGGGUGGAAGUUACAUUUGUUUUGUGUCAUGAUGGAAGAAGUUUACUUGGCACAAAUGGAGAGAAGGGUCAAGACCUCACCAAAAGACAAAUUUCUAUAGAAGAAUGAGUAAUAGGUAUGAUACUCUGAGCAGAACUUAAACCUUGAAUUUACACCUAUUCACUUCUGAUUUUGGAAGUUGACUGAAUUUCUAUUUUUAGCUAGUAGAUUAUGAGUAAGCCAUUUGCCUGUUCCAUACAUGUUUACCUUGGAGCACAAAGAUUACCUUACAACAGUUCGGUCAUACAGAAUACAUCUAGAAGGCAUUAGAAAUGUACAUCGUACCAGGAAUGUGACUGUUUCAUCAGGUUUGAUGGCUCUCAUUUGGAAAGUUUUUACACUUCCUGUCAGUUUAGUGGUGUGAUUUUUUUUGUAGUUAUUUUUAGGCUUGGUCUUCAGCACCUACUGUGUAGGAAAUGUAUGAUCUUUUAAUAAGAAUGAAUAGGUUGCAAACUCAAAGACCUCUUUAUCAAGUUUCACUAUAACUGCUUUUACUGCCUCAGCAGCUCAAAAAAGUCACCUUUCAGGAUUUUUGCAUCUCUUCUUUCACUGCUGCGUAGUAAGCUCUCUCAUUCUUUUCUUUGCCCUACGAGAACAAAAUAACAUUUCUCUGUCCAUGAGGUCAGAAGAACAUUCUGUAGUAUGCUGGGAACACCCUGAAGUGAUAUUCUUCAGUUACUUGUAAUGAUUUCAUCUCUGUUAGACAUGAGUAACACACAUGUAAAUAAAUGCAGAAAGUAUAUAUAUAUACCCAAUACUUUUGAGUAGGAGAGAGGCUAUAGACUCAUCCCAAAAGGAUCUUUCAAUACUGUCAGCCGUAACUGGAGUAUAAAAAUCACAACUCAAGUACCAAGAAUUCAGUUCAUUUAUGUAGUUUUCUUAUGAGCAUGGUUUGUAAAAGCCUAACUGCUCAAAAAUGUUCAAAUCUAGAUAUUUUUUUAUUUUAAAGCAAGUUUCUGUCACAACUAUCUGUCCUUCAGAAGAUACCACUCUUUCUUAUGUUGUUUUUUAGUGUUGUUCUGCCCCUUCUCAUUUUGCUUAUGUUAGCAGAUAGAUUGUUUCCUUGUGGCCUUGAUUCUGUGCUUACUGUUUUUCCUUCUGUGUUAGUUAUACAGAUGAGAGCAAUUUGGGUCAGUAGUGGUUUCAGCCUUAUGUCAGAUACAGCAAAUUGUAGUGAUUGACUUCUGAGCUGCAGGUGUGGAGAGACGUCAUGGAUCUGGGUUUUAGGGUAAAUGGGACAGAAGCCUAUAUUUCUGAAUAGCUUUGUGAAAGGGGCAUAAAUUUGGUAAAGCCAUCAGCACCUUAGAUGAUAAGGAUCAUAAAGUCUCAGAAGUGCAUUGCCAUAGCCAUGUGAAGCAUCCAGCAUUGUCUGGCCAUGGACCUGUAGCAGGACAAUUUGAGUAUGAUGUGUUUCUUUUAAUAGCGGGGGGGCGGGAAGGAAACCAGACUUAUAUGGUGAUUUUUUUUUUUUCCUGACAUAUAGAAUUGAUUUAGUAAAGAAUAGAAGAACAGCUCAGUUUCAAGCUUGAAGCAAAGCUUGCUUCAUGCUGUUGCAGCUGUUCUGCCUCAAAGGAGGAAUGUGUGACACAUUCCUGCAUGUCACAGAAUGGAUUUCUUACCAAGUUUUCUGUAGCUGUAAUGAAAUAAUCUCAGGAGGAGGACAAGCACAUACACAGGCAUGUUUUCUCAACAUUAUUCAAAGCAGUCUUUAUGCUGGCCAAAGAGGCUGAUGGAGAGACUUUUGUGUCUAUUUCCACACCAAAGUUCAGUUCAGAGUCUGGUAAGUACUCUCAGUGUAAGCACUGCAUUCUGUAAUAUUCAAUUUCCUAGCACAGAGCCCUUCACUGCUGCCAUUUGAUUAUUUUUGCCCAUUGACCAUACUUAAUUAUUUUUCUUGGACUAUGGAGAGAAAAAGAGGAGUCAGAGUGGUUCAUUUGAUGUUCACCAUUUCAGGAAAGUAGAAAAGUCAUAAUGUAACCCAUAUACUCUCAGGUCUUUGCAGAGAUUACCUUGAAUCUGUGUAAAGUCUGCAAAUCAAGCUAGAUAUAGUAAUGCAAAAUUCUACUUAAAACAAGCAGAAGAGAGCCUGAUUUAUUUAAUUGAAAACUACCAAAACAGAAAGUUCCUUAGUAAAUCUAGAGCAGCAUAACUGACAGGGCUGUGCCCCUGUCUAAACCCAGGGCUGGAAAUUUAGACCUACCCUGUCUUUUAAAGGGAGCUGCAGGGAGCAACAAGGAGCAUGGUGCAUGUAUGAGAUGUGUCUGGGGCCUCACAGGCUGUGUCCACAGAUCACAUACAAGAGUCACAUACUUGUGUAUUUUCACUCUUCAGCCUCAGUGAGUAGCUUAAAAGUGAGACAUCUGUUGUGGUUUUAGGGGGGAAAUAACGGUUUUGUGAAUCUUGGUGUUCCAUGUCCUACCCUUUUCCCCCUAGUUUCAGAGAACCUGGACUCUACAAAGUGCAAGAGGGGAUGAGCAGCUCAGCUGGACAUGUCUCUUUUAACUGCGGAGAAAAAAGGACUAGCACAUCAGAGAGAAGAAAAAGGAAGAGAGAAGGGGAAAGCAGUACUCAUACCUUCUAAAUUUAGGCAUCCAAACUUAGCUACCUGCCUGUCUUCAUUUGCUUCAGAGAGAACUGAUAAAUUUAAGGUCUCCAGAUCUUACCUUAGUGCAUUUAUGAAGUCGAUGGUGGUAAUGCCUCUGCUCC
Catharus ustulatus (Swainson's thrush) is the source of this 6398-nucleotide messenger RNA. RefSeq names its product RNA polymerase II associated protein 2 (gene RPAP2). The record is from RefSeq and is a predicted model, not a curated record. Gene Ontology annotation, molecular function: RNA polymerase core enzyme binding; RNA polymerase II CTD heptapeptide repeat phosphatase activity. The transcript has 12 exons. Gene Ontology annotation, cellular component: cytoplasm; nucleus. Bases 15 to 1835 code for a protein of 606 amino acids. Lineage: Eukaryota; Metazoa; Chordata; Aves; Passeriformes; Turdidae.